Molecule: messenger RNA, 1125 nt
Organism: Bombina bombina (fire-bellied toad)
Lineage: Eukaryota; Metazoa; Chordata; Amphibia; Anura; Bombinatoridae
Product: melanin-concentrating hormone receptor 1-like
Exons: 2
Coding region: 1-1125 (374 amino acids)
Biological process (GO): neuropeptide signaling pathway
Cellular component (GO): membrane; neuron projection
Molecular function (GO): neuropeptide binding; melanin-concentrating hormone receptor activity
Source: RefSeq, a predicted model, not a curated record
AUGGCUGAGCUGGAAAGAGAUUUUCCCGUGGGCAUCUGUGAAUUUAAUGACUCCAAUUUGACUGGAACAGGGUCACCAGCUGCAGUUUACAGUGGCAGAAAAGAUCAUAGCAGUAUUGUGCUCCCCGUUAUAUUUGGCAUCAUAUGUUUGGUGGGGACCAUUGGAAACUGCAUUGUUAUCUACACCAUAAACAAAAAACCAAAGGGUAACCACAAUAUUGCUGAUAUCUUCAUUGUGAGUCUGUCGGUGACUGACCUCCUCUUCUUGCUUGGAAUGCCGUUCCUAAUCCACCAACUCCUGGGAAAUGGUGUCUGGCAUUUUGGAGCUACCAUGUGCACUAUUAUUACCGCCCUGGAUGCCAAUAGCCAGUUUGCCAGUACAUACAUCCUCACUGCUAUGUCUGUUGAUCGCUACCUUGCAACAGUCCAUCCCAUCCGUUCUUCAUAUGUGAGAACAACCUGUGCUGCUGCUAUGGUAAUCUUGAUGCUGUGUCUUUGUUCUUUAAUAACUAUCAUACCAGUAUUUAUGUACACCCAACUCAUUGAGCUUCCAGAUGGCAAUGCCGGAUGUGGCAUCAUCUUACCCAAUCUCUCAAUAGAUAUCUACUGGUACACUCUUUAUCAGUUCUUCUUGGCUUUUGUUAUUCCUCUUCUCAUCAUCUGCAUUGUUUACAUCAAGAUUCAGAAACAUAUUUCUUGUGUAGUUGUUCCACUGCCUCAAAGAAACUUCAGAGCUAGGUCUAAAAAGAUCACAAGAACUUCAGUAACAAUCUGCUUAGCCUUCUUCAUUUGUUGGGCACCAUAUUACAUUUUACAACUGGCCCAUCUCAAAGUUGUGCACCCUACUGUCAUGUUUCUGUACGCUUAUAACGUUGCUAUCAGCCUUGGCUAUGCAAAUAGCUGCAUUAACCCUUUCAUUUACAUUGUGUUGAGUGAUACCUUUAAAAGACAUUUAAUAAAGGCGGUCUGCCCAGGACAACAAGUGCGAAGAAAUGAAAGACACACUGCUAGCGAGGUCAGUCCUUCUGUUAGAAUAUGCUCUGUUCCAACACAAGAAACGUCCUUGAGUAUGAUGUAUUCUCACAACAUAGACAAUUAUAUUUCUUUGUCUGUGUCAGUUCCAUAA